AUCUUAGGGGUAACAACUAGGGGUAACUGAGUUUGGUUCGCGAGAAGAAGAUAACGGUAGAAAACGGACAAGACGAAGCAGAACUAACGACAAGGGAAACAUUGUUAAACAAUAUAUUAGUAGUAAGCCUAGUUCCAGUUGGUAUAGCGGAAUAAUAGGCUAUAGACUACGUUUGUUUACUUUCCGAUCGUCGUUAGUGUGUUCAGUGUCAGUAACAAAGUUGCCGUUGUAGCUACGUUGGUCAGCUGGCUCCCGUAGCUUCUAGUCUAAAGUGAACAUCGACGAGGGAUUCGUAUUAGGCUACUGUAAGCUGCAGUCUUUUUAGGCCUAUGUAAAAAGAGCUACUGGACACGGACUAACAGUUACAUAUCGAUUUAGUUUCCUAGAAAGUAAGCAACAGUUUAUCGUUCACAGGCUAGCUAUUAGCUCAUCUAAGGAAACAGAAGAGUCCCACCGUAUCCCUGGCAACCACAGGAGUAGUCUCUCUCCCCCCUGCCAUCCAUCCCUGACGUCCACGAGUGACUCAUCUCCCUUCUCUUCGGUUCACGGGGCGGCAUCUAAGAAUAGAGGGGUAAUAUCUGGAAUCCCAAUAUCAGUGACAAUAGAAGAAGUCAUUGAAAGUUUAAAAGAACAUGGUGUUACAGAAGCUAAACGACUGAUAAAAGAGCAAACGACCUGGAGAUCAACUGAUAAUCAUCAAAUAAGAUCAUUCAGUAGAGAGAAUCAAAGGAGUCAUAAGGAAAAAAUUCAACAUGUAAAUACAUCUGAACGCCUCCAGACAGAAUGUUGUGAAUUUAAAAAGAUGUCAGAAGACAUUUUGUUGAUAAAGAAAAAUGACUUUCUUGCUUUUAUUUGUACAGUGUUUACUAAAGUAACUGAUCUCACAACGGGAAAAGAUAAGAUCAAAUUAAUUGUGGAUAUUGCCAAUGACCUUUUAGGAUUUAGCUCACAAACAAGUAUGAUACAAGAGAUGAUGAAUAAACAUGUUGGUCAAAAUAUUGGGUAAAAUCUUAAUGGUACUUCUUAUUCUCCAAUGGAAUGCUAGAAGUUUAAUUGCUAAUGGUCAAGAGUUUAAGAGAUAUAUACAUAAUUUACAAGAGAAGCCUGAAAUUAUAUGUAUCCAAGAAUCAUGGCUAAAGCCACACCUUGACUUUAUUCUAAAAGGAUACAAUAGCAUCAGAUGUGACAGAGAAAAAGGUAGAGGUGGUGGAUGUAUGACGUACAAACGCAUUGAAUCUAAAGACCAUGAAUGUGUAAUAACUGAAAAUUUUAAUAAAGAUAGUGGUACAUUUUACUAUUAUUAAUUAUUAUAAUCCAUGUAAAGCACUUACUAAUGAAUUAUUAAAAAGUGUUCUUACAGAAAGCCACAGAGAGAUCUGGUGUGGUGACUUCAAUGCUCACAAUAGUUUAUGAGUAAACAGACAGACUUGAACGGCGAAGCUGUUGAAGAAAUGAUAAAUGAUCAAAUGCUUGUAUGUUUAAAUAAUGGUUAUGGCACUAGACUCAAUAUUUAUAAAAAUGAAAUGUCAUGUAUUGAUCUUACUCUAGUAGAUAAGAACAUUGCUAGCAGAUGUGAGUGGACAGUAGAUGAAAGUACUAGUAUAGGUAGUGAUCAUUUCCCAAUUACAUGUCAAAUAGAUAUUGGCUUUAAGAUUGAACAAGGUUAUAUACCUCAUAGAUGGGUGUUUAAAAAAGCUGAUUGGGAGAAAUAUGUGGAAUUAUGUAAAGAGAUUGGAAGCCUAUCCAUAGACAAUGAGCAAUCAAUUGAUGAAAUUAAUGGAAUAGUGAGCUCUUCUAUAUUGCUUGCUGCUUCCCAAAGUAUUCCUAUUAGCCAAAGUUUUAAGAAACAAAUUAAUGUUCCAUGGUGGAAUGAUAAAUGCUCAGAAGCCAUUAAGGACCGAAAUAGAGCUUUUAAGUUACUGGGUAGGACACUAACUAUGGACAAUCUUAUCAGUUAUCAAAGAAAGAAGGCUAUAGCCAGGAAAGUUAUUAAGGAGGCUAAGAGAGAGUCAUGGAGACAAUUUUGCUCUUCAAUAGGAAAAGAAACCUCUUUAAAUCAAGUAUGGAUGAUGAUUAGGAAGAUGGUGGGUAAAUAUAAGCCUCCUCAUAUCCCUGUCCUAAUGAAAGAUGGGAUUAAUGCUAUUUCAGAUAUUGAUAAAGCCAAUAUGCUUAAUAAAGCAUUUGCAGAUAUUCACAAGGGUAGCCAUCUAGAGGAGCGUUUUAAGAAACGGAAAGAAGAAGUAUUGAAAGCAAACAAGAAUGUUUUAAAUCAAAAAGAACAAAAUAUGUCUAUUAUGGAUGCAGACUUUAGUAUGUCAGAACUUAAAAGGGCACUGAAUAAUACUGCAUACUCUGCUCCAGGGAGUGAUAAUUUAUGCUAUGUAAUGUUCAGGAAACUUCCUGACAAUGUAUUAGAGAACAUCCUUAGUCUAUUUAAUAAGGUAUGGAAUGAAGGUAAUUUACCAACCAUUUGGAAAGGGGCAACAAUUCUACCAUUCCCUAAACCAGGUAAAGAUGCAACUAGCCCAGGAAAUUAUAGGCCUAUUGCACUCACUUCACAUUUGGGUAAAUUGAUGGGAAAAACUCAUAGUAGUGAGAUUAAAUUAUUUCUUAGAAUAUAUCAACCCUCUAAAGGGAUAUCAAACAGGAUUUAGGAGGUGCAAGUCUACCAUGGAUGCUUUGGUUAAGCUAUGUAAUGAAAUUGAAAAAGCACUAAUUAUGAAAGAAGUAAUGAUUGCAGUCUUUUUGGAUAUUGAAAAAGCCUAUGACACAAUGUGGAGAGAAGGUCUAUUGAUUAAGUUAAAAAAGCUAGGUAUUAAUGGGAAAAUGUAUAAUUACAUACUUGAUUUUCUUUCUCAACGCUCCAUUAGAGUCAAAGUUGGUGAUGCAGUAUCUGCAGAAUGCAUUGUCGAAAAUGGUAUUCCUCAGGGAAGUGCUAUCAGUCCCAUUCUGUUCAACAUAAUGAUUAAUGAUAUUUAUGAGAAUCUGGGGGAUAACUAUGAUGGUCUACUAUAUGCAGAUGAUGCUGUCAUUUGGAGAAGGGGACGCAACAUCUCAUAUGUUAAUAGUAAGAUACAAAAGGAUAUUAACAGUCUUGAACAAUGGGGAGUUGACUGGGGCUUUACAUUUUCUGUUCAAAAAUCACAGGUGAUGUAUUUUACUAGGAAGAAAAUUCAUGAAUACCAUAAAUAUCUACUAUAUAAUCAGCAACUGGAGAUAAGUGAAACAUUUAAAUACUUGGGAGUAUGGUUGGAUUCCAAACUUACAUGGAAAAAUCACAUUGAGUAUAUUGAAACUAAAUGUAAAAAGGUAAUUAAUCUUAUGAGGAUGGUUACUGGGCAUAAUUGGGGAGCUGACAGACAGUCCUUGAUUAACAUGUAUAAAGCACUGAUAAGAUCAUCUAUUGAUUAUGGCAGCAUAGUAUACAGUUCCGCAUGUAAGAGUUCUCUCAUGAAAAUUGAGAGAAUACAAUAUAAGGCCUUAAGACUUGCCUUAGGCGCAUUUAAAUCAACCCCUACUAGUGCUUUAUAGAAGUUAAGGAAGCCCCUAUUAAUUUAAGAUUUGAUCAAUUAUGUUUGACUUACUGGGUCAGGUUAAAGGGAAGUUUCAACAACCCUUCUAUGUCUGUACUAGAUGAUUGCUGGGAAUACUCAAAGAAGUCCUGUGGAUUUGGUUGGAGCAUUAACAGUUUAGUCAAUGACUAUAGUUUAAGAGACCUCAAGUAUGGCCCAGCAUUAGCAUUAAUCUGCAUUUCCCCCAUGGCUACUUCCUGAUCCAAAAGUUAAUGUUGAUAUUAAUAGCAGAAAAGCAUGAACAUCCUACCAAACAAAGCUUCACUGAUGCCUGUCUAAAUUAUAUGAACAACUAUUAUGGGUAUCUAAGAAUAUUCACUGAUGGUUCUAAAGAUCCUAGUGGCAGAUGUGGUAUAUAUAUUCCAGAAUUUGAUAAGAAAUAUAAAUAUAGAACAAGUAAUUAUUUAUCAGUAUUUUCUGUUAAAAUGACAGCAAUAAUAACUGCUCUUAGGUGGGUUGAAGAGGUUAAACCUCUUAGAUCAGUUAUCUACACUGACUCUAUGGCAGUACUUCAAAGUUUUAUUACAGAUAAUUAUGCGUGAAGAUCUGAUUUUAGAAGUAAAGUACCUCUUAUUAAAUAUUGUUAGUCUAGGGUUAGUUAUUCAGUUUUGCUGGGUACCAGGGCAUUAUGGAAUUAUUGGUAAUGAAAUUGCAGAUAAACGAGCCAAAAAAGCCCUUGAGUUGAGUAUUAAAACAGGAAUUGCACGUAGAUGGCAAGAUGAAUGGGAUUCAGAGAGCAAAGGCAGAUACUAUCACAAUAAUCAGAGUAGCAUUGGAGGUAAAAGAAUUACAUCACUAGGUCUUAACAGACAGUAGUCUUAACCAGAUUGAGACUGGGUCAUAAUGGCCUUAAUGCUAUAUAUUUAAUGGGCAUAAGUAAUGGUAUAUGUUCUGAAUGUAAGGUCUUGGAGGAUGUCACUCGUGUCUUAUUUUACUGUAAGAAAUAUGAGCAAUUUAGACAAGUAUGGAAAGAGCUUGAUGAGGAAAACGACAUUCACAAUAUAUUACAGGAACAAGGAAUGCAAGGAUAAAGAAUUAGAUAUCUCAUUAGGUAUCUAAUUGAUUCAGGUAUAAUUAAUAGAGUGUAAUUUUUUUUUUUUUAUGAUUUGAGAUCUCAAUUGCCAACGCUCCUUUUACACACUCCUGUGUAGUACCUGAGUAGGUGGCGGUAUAUAACGAAAGAUAUGACCCGCCAUUAAUCGAACGAAGAAGAACAGAGUGGCUACACUCC
Messenger RNA from Alosa sapidissima (American shad), 4803 nucleotides. RefSeq lists its product as uncharacterized. The transcript has 3 exons. Lineage: Eukaryota; Metazoa; Chordata; Actinopteri; Clupeiformes; Clupeidae. The record is from RefSeq and is a predicted model, not a curated record. Gene Ontology annotation, molecular function: catalytic activity. Bases 1410 to 2654 code for a protein of 414 amino acids.